This is a messenger RNA of Talaromyces rugulosus, 576 nucleotides long. RefSeq lists its product as uncharacterized. NCBI's taxonomy places the organism in Eukaryota, Fungi, Ascomycota, Eurotiomycetes, Eurotiales, Trichocomaceae. Bases 1 to 576 code for a protein of 191 amino acids. The record is from RefSeq and is a predicted model, not a curated record. The transcript has a single exon.
AUGUUUUGUUUCGGCUUCGAUUCUAAUAAUACUCCCCAGCCUGUCUUUGCGUUCAUCUUCGAUACGAAAAGCAACACGUUCCUCGCGCCAGGUCCUUAUGGACAGUACAUCCCGGCCUUCACGAUAAAAAGCUCUCCAAAGACAAAGCCCAAUAUGACAGUAUACCGCAUAGGUCAAAACGGGUCUAUGAUGAUCGGUACCUGCACCACUCGCACCUCAUCGCUAUCAGGCAAUGUUUAUGCCGAGGUCUCCCUAUACGGCCGCAGUUUCAAAAUGAAACAUGACCAGUUGACGGGCAGCUCGAGCCAGAAAUUUGAAUAUCCGUCGCUUGGAUCCUUCAAGUGGAAGCCAGAUCUGAAAGGGGAACUGCGUUUAUUUGAUGGCAAUGGCCAGUUGCUGGCUCGCUGGCAGAAGAGUGGCCAAAAUCAAAAGCUCGACUUUUAUGUCUCGGGCCAGGGCGAGCUCGUUGACAUGGUUGUUGUAACGGCACUUGCGGCAAUGGAUUUUCAACAUAAGGAGGGCAAGCAAGUGGAGGAGGUGAUGGAUGCCCUGGAUGUUAUCAGCGCCUUGUCAUGA